CUUUUCUUUUGCCUUCUCUAUAGGCCUUGGUGGGGGUCUUUGUGCUGCACUGGGGCUAGUGAGGUAUAGGGACCUUACUGUGUGUGGGCUGAGGGUCAGAAAAUGUAUCUGUAGUAGGGAAGUGGGAAUUAAGAGCACUUGUAUGGAUAGGGAGGGCUGAAGUACUUGUUGUAGCUCGGGGAGCAGUUUAUGCUCUCAAAACUUGUGGCUUAUGAGAAACUUUGUGGUACUACCCAUUAGCAUUUAGAACUAGUGAUAGUAGGUACUAUAGCGGCUGAGCCAGGCUCAAGAGCUUCUCUUUCUUAGUUUUGUGUGCGGUGUUAAGAAUAUAAUGGUGGCUGGAGUCAACUGAUUCCAUCUCUAAUGUUUACAGCACAGCAGUGCCCUUUUUAAAGUGGAUAUUGGUGUAAAUCAAAGUGCUUUGUAAAGGUCCAAGGCCCUAACAGCACUGCCAUCGCUUGUACUGAUAAAAGGUACUUGUAGUUGAGAACUAAGGUAACCAGCAGUUAUUAUCCUCAAAGAGCAGAGCUUUUUCUGUCCAUAAGCUGUCCUGGCCUUCAGCAACUUACAGAUUUGCUUAUCUGUAGUUUAUGGUGUUCAGUGUUAAGAUGCUUGAUUACAUGCAGGUGUUCCUGUUACUUAUCUAAGUGUAAACUUUUUCAGUGUUAUUUCGUUUAUUCCUUUCAAGUAGGCCGUUCAUUUUUGAUGUAACAACAGCCCUUUCAGACUUUGCUCUUGUGAACUUGCACUGCUUACGGCCAUAUGUCUUUAUAUCUAGGAGACAAUCCCUUCGUUAAAUAUUUAAAAUGGGUGCUAAGUCUCUGAAGCAGAUAAGGAGUAACAUCCUUUCUGCUUUAUUAAUUGAUGCAUUUUUUGCCUCGUUAUCAGCUGUUUUAUGAUGUCUGCAGAUCCUCUUGCUAUUCUGGUGCAGGUGGAAAAGUGUUUUUGUGGUAGGCUGUCACAAAUUUUUACGAAGUUUGGGGGAAGUGUAUGGUCCCUGGUGUCAUUUUUGGGCUGAGAAUGGAGUCAUCUGAUGGCUGGGAAUUUGACUUCUCACCCUCUCUCCUCACUGCUGCUAAAUCCUCCUACACCACAGCCACUGCCAGCUUUGUGUGAGGAACGACCCAUGCUUUUUGGGUGUGAAUCCUAUAUUGGUUUCAGUCUGUGGCCUCAAUGUUGGCCUGUGCUUGUGGAAGAGAACUUGUAUAUAAAAUGCAGCCUUCAGAAAGAGGUGUGUUUGCAAAGGCUCUGCCCUCUGAAGGAGAGAGCUGAUUUUAGCCUGACAUGGUACUGUCAGUAUUUCAUGCCUUGUUCUGAUUUCCUGCUACUGUGCUAACAAAUCCUGAUUUGUAGCCAUGAAAAAUUAUCACAGGAUUGUCUUGUUGAAAGCAAUCGACCCUUUCAGUUUAUCAGUUCCCAGCAGUGAGUGCAAGAUCCUGUUCUUUGACCCUUCUCUCAGCUCUUUUGUUGAGAGAUGUUCACCAGUCGCAAUUGGAAGGAGCGCAAAAUAUGUAAUUAAUGCACCGUUCAGAGGUGACAGCACAGCAGAAGGUCUGCUGUUGCUCAUGAAAUGAAUGCAGAGCACUUCCUCAUCUUUCUUUCCUGCCUCUAUUACUCAACCCACAGGCUGCUGUAGGAUGGCAUUUUACUUUUUGGGCUCAAAACAUGACAGUGUGUAUUGUGUCUCUUAACGGCCACGGAAGGAGUGAUGGGGUGAGUGGUCCUGGCUUGCUCUGUGCUGCUUGUGAAGCCAGAAUUAGGAUGCCACAAGAGGCAACAGGAGGAUAGUGGGUAUCAGAAGCUGCUUUUGAAGAAGAAUGGGUGUGCGAGGAGUCCCCUGCUAAACAUCUGCUUCAGAACUGCACUCAGGUCGCUAUCGAGAGAACUAAGAAAGGAUGUAGACGUGGUGUUGAUGUCUCUCUUAAGGCUGUGUCUGAGGAAGCCAACUUUUAUAGUGCAUCCAUAGGAAGCGUCUCCACUACAGCCUUUCACCACGCAGGAGGAAGACUGAAGAUGCAGGCAGCUGGCAAAUGUGAAAGUGAUGAAGAGGUGUUGUGAGGCUGACGGUGUUUUUUAUAGAGAGUGUGUUUUCUGGGAAGGACGUAAGAAGGGAGAUAAACAAGCGAUGACUGUGGCAAGCUGAGAAAUAGCUGCGGCAGACCAAGAUGUGCCGAAGAGGAGAUCACUGCAAAAAGGUCCUCAGUCUCCAUCAGCCACCAGCCACAUUGUAGCAGUGUAGGCGUUGCCAUGAGGAUCAGGAGGUGUCCUUUCUGCUUUGCUGUUUAUCUUUUGAUCCUGCUGGGUAAACAUCAGAGAGAGCCUAAUAUGUGGGCAGAGCACACAUUUCAAGAGAACUGUCAAGCUGGUUGCUUGCCAGUACAUACAUGAAUCUGAGUAAAAGUACUCCAAGUCCAGGGGAUUCUGUGGCACUGCAUGAGUGUAAGAACUGGUACGUUUGUUGGGUUAGACUCUACUUUUUGAGAGAUGAUGCCCCGACGAGGAUUUCUUGUACUAGUCCCUCGGCUUGUAGGCCUGCUGGUGGUGGCCUUUUGCUCUGUGUCCAUCGUUUAUAUGUUGGCUUGCACACCUAAGGGUGAUACUGAGCAGCUUGCCUUGCCCAGGGUUCACAGUCCGACUGCAAAGGAGGGAUAUGAAGCUAUUCUGCAGGAGCGAGAAGAGCAGCACCGCAACUACAUCAUCAGCUUGAAGAAGCAAAUUGCCCAGCUGAAGGCUGAGCUCCAGGGCAAGAGCGAGCAGCUUAAGAGCAUGCAGGACCAUAACCCAAACCCCUUGUACAUUCACCUUGACCACAGUAAUCCAGAGAAGGCCCAGGUUAAUCUGCUGGCAUUUCUCCGUGCCCAAAUAGACAGAGCAGAGGUGCACAGUGGUGUUAAGCUGUCCACAGAGUAUGCAGCUGUACCCUUUGAGAGCUUUACUCUACAGAAGGUGUACCAGUUGGAGACAGGGCUGACGCGCCACCCAGAAGAGAAACCUGUGAGGAAGGAUAAGCGAGAUGAGCUGGUCGAGGUGAUCGAGUUAGCUGUUGGGAAUUUGAACAACCUGGAGGGGGACAGCAAUACCAAGCACCGUGUAUACACAACUUCAGACUUCGUGGAAGGUUUGUAUGCAGACAGCAGGUUCGAGUUCUCCUACAGACCUGGUGAGCUGGUUCAGAGAGACUGCCUUACUGAGUGAGGUGGGAUAAUGUAGCACAGAUGUAUGGGACAAGGUUAGCGCUAUGACCCAGUGGGGCUGUCUUGGAUACAACUGUAGGCGUUAUCACCUGUUCUGCUGUUCAGUAGUGUGAGAUUUGAUCCACAGCUGACCUCACCUAGCUGAGUUUAUGUAAGAUUGGAAAAUUAUUUUCCUUAUCUUUAAAUGUUUUUACUGCAGACUUAGGAGACAUUUUGGUAAGAUGCCUGCCUUUUACAUCUUUAUUUUACUGAAAGGAUCAGGGCAUGGGCAGGGAUUUGAGAAAUGCUUGUCUACUUGACUGAAGCUACACACUUCCAGUUUUCCUUCUUUUUGCUCUUUUCUAAAUGCAUUUCUACUGCGACAUUUCUUGCCAUGUACAGUGCUUCAUGUUCCACUGAAGUUAUUCCUUCUGUUAAGGCAUGGUUUUUUUUAUGCACAAUCAAGGAUAUUUACCUGGAUACUAGUGGACCAAGGCAGAAACCAGUGUGUGUAAAGGCAUGUGGAAGGGGUGUAUGUUGGAGCACAGCAGUUAUUGGUGGUGUUAGCUAGCUGGGAAAGCUGACUGUUUGCUUUUUGCCAGAGCUGCUCAGGACAACUAAAGUUCUUA
Molecule: messenger RNA, 3802 nt
Organism: Centrocercus urophasianus (Greater sage-grouse)
Lineage: Eukaryota; Metazoa; Chordata; Aves; Galliformes; Phasianidae
Product: chondroitin sulfate N-acetylgalactosaminyltransferase 1-like
Exons: 4
Coding region: 2485-3195 (236 amino acids)
Biological process (GO): cellular response to BMP stimulus
Source: RefSeq, a predicted model, not a curated record